UACAGCCGGGUCACACCCCCCCCCCCCCCUGCACUAUAGCACUUGGCUCUUAGAGAAACACUAAGGAGCGCACAAUCCGUCACCUCACACUGCUAGAAAAACAUGAUCCCGAGAAGAGUCGCUCCUGCGCUUCAGCACUUAAGACAACCCUUCCACUGCAAUUAAUUUCAGCUGAAAUCAGAGACCAUCGCUUAGUCUGGUCCUUGUUGAACUAUUUUCUUCUCCAUUUUCUCUUUCUUUUUUUUUUUUUUCUCUGCGCUGGAUCUUUCGUGCCAGAAAAUGUGUGUGGAGAGCGAUGGGUGCGAGAUUGAAGGCUGCAGCAGUUCAGAUGAGGUGCGCACGCUGUCGGGCAGCAUGAGUCCCGGACUGAAAUCCAACCCGGACCUUCACCCGUGCAGACCGGGGCAGAAAUUCCGCGCCGCGCUGCUCAGAUGCCGCUCACCGGCUGCUGCCGCCGCGAUCCUCAGUUUUGGGAACGUCCUCAAUUACAUGGACAGAUACACGGUAGCCGGUGUCCUGCUUGACAUCCAGCGACAUUACGAAGUAUCAGACAGUAGAAUCGGUUUGUUGCAAACAGUCUUCAUCUGCAGCUUCAUGGUGGCAGCUCCCAUCUUCGGUUACCUGGGCGACCGCUUCAACAGAAAGGUCAUCCUGAGUUGUGGCAUUUUCUUCUGGUCCAUUGUUACUCUGUUGAGCUCCUUCAUCAGCAAAGAGUACUAUUGGCUGUUUGUGCUCUCCAGGGGACUAGUGGGUAUUGGAGAGUCCAGCUACUCCUCCAUCUCUCCCACCAUCAUAGGAGACCUGUUCACUAAUAACAGCCGGACCACGAUGCUCUCUAUCUUCUAUCUGGCCAUCCCCCUGGGAAGUGGGUUGGGUUACAUCCUGGGCUCCAGUGCCAAGGUGGCUGCAGGAGACUGGCACUGGGCAUUGAGGGUGUCCCCAGUUUUAGGGAUCACCGCAGGAACUCUGAUCCUGGUCUUCGUGCCUGAGCCAAAGAGAGGCAGCGCUGACCAGAUGGGAGGACGCAUCAAAACACGUACUUCCUGGUGCUGUGACAUGAAGGCGCUUGCCAAGAAUCGAAGCUACGUGUUCUCCUCCCUGGCAUCUGCGGCGGUGUCUUUUGCCACAGGUGCAUUUGGUAUAUGGAUUCCUUUGUACCUGGCCAGAGCCCAGGUGGUCCAGAAGACUGCAGAGGCCUGUACAAAAGAGAUCUGCAGUAGCACAGACAGCCUAAUCUUCGGGGCAAUCACCUGUGUGACGGGUCUGUUAGGCGUGGUCAUCGGGGCAGUCACCACACGCCUGUGCCGCCAGAAGACGGAGCGAGCCGACCCGCUAGUGUGCGCUGUCAGCAUGCUGGGCUCAGCCAUCUUCAUUUGCCUCAUCUUUGUAGUGGCCAAGAAGAGCAUCAUAGGAGCUUAUGUUUGCAUUUUUAUAGGAGAGACACUGCUUUUCCUGAACUGGGCCAUAACAGCAGACAUUUUAAUGUUUGUCGUUAUCCCCACACGGAGGGCAACGGCGGUCGCCUUUCAGAGCUUCACUUCUCAUCUUUUGGGUGAUGCAGGAAGUCCGUACCUGAUUGGCCUGAUCUCCGACGGCCUUCAGCAGAGCUACACCACGUCAUCGCUGUGGCGAUUCCUCAGUCUGGGCUAUGCCCUCAUGCUUUGUCCGUUUAUCAUCGUCCUGGGGGGCAUGUUUUUCCUGGCCACUGCCCUGUUUUUCCUGGAUGACAGGGAGAAGGCUGAGAAACAGUUGAACCAGCUGACACAUCCACCCUCCUCAGUCAAGGUAUGACCAGGUGACCACCAAAUGAGGGGCUGGGAGGAGCAACCAAACUCCAUGAGGAUCAGGAUGGGGCUGAAAAAGCGAAGGCAGCUGAUCCGCUUCUUUAAAACCACGCCCAUGUUCUCUUCACCGUCACCGCAGCUGUGAUCAUCCUCCUCUUCCUCUUUUUCCUGUUGCUCUUCCUUUUUACACGCCCUCGCUGGCUGCUCAGAACUGGAACGAGGGAGCGUCUUGCCCCUCCUUUAAAUGCCUCGAAAUCACAGGCUGGUGUUAAGGUGCCCAGCGGUGCCCCGGCCAACCGACAGCUGGUGUCCUCCUCACCCCUGUCUGCGAGGAUCCAGUGAAACUUCCAGGGAGGAGGUGGGAUGGCAAAACCCGCUGUGACCCCUCCGACUCCGGAUGCCAUACUACUGAAUGCUGACCAUGAACCUGCCCGGUCUGUCUGCCUGUCUGUCUUUAUAUGUCUGUCUGUCUGUCUGUCUGGCAUCGGCUGUCAAUCUGCACCAAGUGCCAUAUCAUCAUUACAUUCCUUCAGAUUUUGCACUGACCACCAUUAACCCUCAUGAUGUCAUCCCUGACUAUGUUUACAUGCACAUCAUAAUUCAGGUUUGGGCUCUGAAAUUAGUUGGAUUAGGCUGUUUAUCAUUACUAGACAGUAGAUCAUUUUAAAACUGCAACUCUGUUGCUCUUGUGCAAAUUUUCCACAAUUCAACACUCCUGUAAACAGAAAGAAGCUGUAAAAUUCGAGUGAUGUGGAGCAAGUGAUGCAACUGCAGGAAUAUAACUCUCAAAGUAUUUUUCUGUUCAAACAAGCCUCCAAUAAUGUGAUUAAAAUGAGAUUUCUCUGCACAUGUUAAUCGCAGUGUUGAACUUCAAAAGUAAAUAAAGUGUUUACAUGAUUGAUGCAAGUGUUGCUGUGCAUGUAAACAUAGCCGUCAACCAAGAGCCAAAAAGUGUUACUGUCUAAAGGUCAGUGAAUCAGCCUUAAGAAUUGGAGCUUUCACAUCCACAGCUGUUUCUUUUGACCCCCACAUGUUUUUAUUUUUAGCUUUUAGCACUUAAAUCAGUGUAGACAGCGCCAGAUGGCAUGACAGAGAUGAGAAAUUUCUGCACAUUAUUUUUCACAAGGUUUCUUGUGAAUCUUUAUUCUUUUUCUGUGUGAUGUUGGAGUUGAAACUGGAGGUUAUUGCCUAUGACUGUUUCAGAAGGAUGUUGAUGCAAUCUGGGCGAUUUAAAGUGGACACUGGACUAUAUAUAUAUGUUCUAAUUUAUGAUGUACAUGCUUUUUCCCAAAAGUAAAUGAAAUGCUACUCUUUUUAAUUCUAAAGAGUAACACCUGUGUUUUUGUGUACAUGAGAAGCAAUACGAACAAUUUUGAGGAAACAAAUCCUUUUUAUCCACACUGCCUUAUCAGUGAGCCAGGUUUCUCUUUGGGGGGGGGGGGGCUCUCUGAUGCUUGGUUUUGAAUUUCUGGACACAACGCCCACACAGAGACAGAGUCACUUUUAAUGAUGGAUUCCAGUGCGGUCCACGCUGGUUACAAUAAGACACAUUGUGGAAAGAAACCUUUCCCCCUCACAAUUGUAGAUAUCCCAUUCCACAUUUAGAAGAAAGGACCUUUGAGGCACAGUCAUCAGUUUAUUACUGAGGGGAAUCAAAAUCCCAGACAGGAACAGGAAAUUCUUUGGCCCCAGGUUAGAAUGCUUAGGAGCUCUUAUCGCUGAUAACUGAUAAGCGCGGAAUCCCACUUUGAAACCAGACCAGCAUGUCCUCAUAUGUCACUGCAGCAGCUGACUGCGGGAGUCCCCGGCAGAGAGCGACAUGGAAAUUUACAUAAGAAACACAAGUAGACAAUAGACAAAAUAUGAAUUUGAUUAAUCACUCCAUGUAUUAAUUACAGUAUCAUAUUUGUAAUGCUCCCACAAAGAAAAAGAAGUCUGCUAUAGCUAGUCACUUGUAUAUACAAAGAUUAGAAGCUAACUCUUGUUUUUUUGUUUUUUUUAUUUCUUUUUGCAUAUUACCUGGUGGAUAUAGUUUUACCAAAGCCUCGAAGCCACUAAUGGUGUCAGAGGUUUUAAAACUUGUGCACAAAGGGGAAAAAAAAGCACUUUGCAGACCUCCAAGAAACACAGAAGGAGGAGGAGGAGGAUGGAGUGACCUUAACAGAGGAAUAAAGGGAGACGUUGAGGUGGUUCUUGUAGCAUUGAUGUGCGAGCGUGACUCACUGGCUGUGUGUGGGCUGCUGUGUGGGCUGUGUCCUUGUUGCCAGAUCGUUAGCUUUAGCUUCUCUCCAACUGCGUGGAGCUCUCUGAAUGUGAUUCUGUCCAACCUGACGUGUUUACACACCUACAUCUUCUUAAUGAACUAAGCUUCUUACCUUCCUUUUGUCAGUUUUUUUAAUGUUACCAAAUGAGGUGUUUUUUUAAUAACUACAAGAUAUAUAUAUAUAAAACUAUAUCACGCAGCAACUUUAAUAUAUUGUAAAUGAUGGCUUGGAUGCAAUGUAUUUAUUUGUUUGUUACCAUAAUGAAGAAUAAUCUAUAAAGGGAAGUUUCAUGUUUGAGUAUAUUACACUUUGUUGUAUGUCAUUGGGUUUGGAAACGCCUGUUGUUUAUUCAUCCUUUUGUAUCACAAUGAAACAACACAAUACCUUUUUACAUCACUAAUAUUCAUUCUGUUUACUGUGAUCAUGAAUCGGACAUCUCACACAUAUUCCACGCAAAAGGAACAGCAAUGUGAUGAUUUAAAGACAUGUUUAGGGUGCAAUAAUUUUGCAAUUUUUUUGUAGCUCUUGUAAAUUUUUUUUUUCCUUUUCUUAAGAAUAACUGAUCAAACCAUUUUGCACACUUAAUGUUCAGGGAUUUAUUUGAACCAUAGCUUAGCAUCAACUUCACAGCCUCUGCCAUAGAGGGCUGUCACUUCAUGGUCACAGUAAGUGCUGACAUCAUCAGAAGGGACAUUGGCUCUGGUCAGAUGGGUCAUGUACUGAGUUUCACUUUGCCAAAUUUAGUUGAUAUAGCACCAAUCCUUUUGGAGUUAAGUCUGUUGUACUGAGUAACUCUAUGUUAUCACUGAAGUGAUGUAUUGAGAAUGUGCUAUUUCUUGUCAUACAAGAAUCAUGUAUAAAGAAACCUUUUUCUGAAGUUGUGCAGAAAACAGAGGUUACUUUUAUUUUUAGAGCAAGUCAAUACAAGAGAAGUAUCAGAGAAAUUAAAGGAUAUUAUUCUAGAACUGAACUGUGAUGCACCCUUGGAGGGGUUGAUUGAAAAUGUACAUGAGUGUAAAUCAAAUAAACUUAUUUAAUCACUUCA
Scatophagus argus is the source of this 5093-nucleotide messenger RNA. RefSeq names its product spinster homolog 2 (Drosophila) (gene spns2). Gene Ontology annotation, biological process: lipid transport; sphingosine-1-phosphate receptor signaling pathway; transmembrane transport. NCBI's taxonomy places the organism in Eukaryota, Metazoa, Chordata, Actinopteri, Scatophagidae. Gene Ontology annotation, cellular component: membrane. The transcript has 13 exons. Bases 280 to 1791 code for a protein of 503 amino acids. The record is from RefSeq and is a predicted model, not a curated record. Gene Ontology annotation, molecular function: sphingolipid intramembrane carrier activity; transmembrane transporter activity.